AUGGUAAAUAUACUGCCCUUCCACAAGAACAAUAGACACAGCGCGGGAGUCGUCACCUGCGCGGACGAUGUUAGCGGCGACGGUAGCGGCGGCGACACCAAGAAGGAGGAGGAUGUUGUCCAGGUAACGGAAUCACCAUCGUCCGGGUCGCGCAAUAAUCAUCGCAGCGACAAUGAAAAAGAUGACGCCAUCCGUAUGGAGAAAAUAUCUAAGAACCAGUCCGCGUCGUCCAACGGCACCAUCCGCGAGGAUUUGAUUAUGGACGUGGACUUGGAGAAAUCGCCCUCCGUCGAUGGCGAUAGCGAGCCGCACAAACUAAAACAAGGUUUGCAGUCGCGCCAUGUGCAACUGAUCGCGCUGGGCGGCGCCAUCGGUACCGGUUUGCUGGUGGGGACUUCAUCCACGCUUCAUACGUGCGGUCCCGCGGGGCUGUUCAUAUCGUACAUUAUUAUUUCCGCGGUGAUCUACCCGAUCAUGUGCGCGCUGGGCGAAAUGGUGUGCUUUUUGCCCGGUGAUGGUUCUGACAGUGCCGGGUCGACGGCCAAUCUGGUCACUAGGUACGUUGACCCUUCGUUGGGCUUCGCCACUGGGUGGAAUUACUUCUACUGCUACGUCAUUUUAGUGGCCGCCGAGUGUACGGCGGCAUCCGGUGUGGUCGAAUACUGGACCACCGCGGUUCCCAAGGGCGUUUGGAUCACGAUCUUUCUAUGCGUGGUUGUUAUACUAAACUUUUCCGCGGUCAAAGUGUACGGCGAAUCCGAGUUUUGGUUCGCGUCUAUCAAGAUAUUAUGCAUUGUGGGACUGAUCAUUCUGUCCUUUAUUUUGUUUUGGGGUGGUGGCCCCAACCAUGACCGUCUUGGCUUCAGAUACUGGCAACAUCCGGGCGCUUUUGCGCAUCACCUCACGGGCGGAUCGCUGGGUAACUUCACAGAUAUCUACACUGGGAUUAUCAAGGGCGCCUUCGCCUUCAUUCUUGGUCCGGAACUGGUGUGCAUGACUUCCGCGGAAUGCGCGGACCAGCGUAGAAAUAUCGCUAAGGCUUCGCGCCGCUUUGUAUGGAGACUGAUCUUCUUCUACGUUCUGGGGACGCUGGCCAUCUCCGUUAUUGUUCCAUACAAUGACCCAACAUUGGUAAAUGCGCUGGCGCAGGGCAAACCGGGAGCCGGCUCGUCACCCUUUGUGAUCGGAAUUCAAAACGCCGGGAUUAAGGUUCUUCCCCACAUUAUCAAUGGGUGUAUCUUGACCAGCGCGUGGUCUGCCGCCAAUGCGUUUAUGUUUGCGAGCACGAGAUCACUGUUGACCAUGGCGCAAACGGGACAGGCACCCAAAUGUUUGGGCAGAAUCAACAAAUGGGGUGUUCCAUACGUGGCUGUGGGUGUUUCCUUCUUGUGUUCUUGUUUGGCAUAUCUGAACGUGUCUUCAUCCACGGCAGACGUGUUUAAUUGGUUUUCCAAUAUCAGCACCAUUUCCGGGUUUCUGGGCUGGAUGUGCGGCUGCAUCGCGUACCUGAGAUUCCGCAAGGCUAUUUUCUACAAUGGCCUCUACGACAGAUUGCCUUUCAAGACGUGGGGACAGCCUUACACCGUGUGGUUCUCUCUCAUUGUUAUAGGCAUCAUCACCAUUACCAACGGGUAUGCCAUUUUCAUCCCUAAGUACUGGAGAGUAGCAGAUUUCAUUGCUGCCUACAUCACCCUACCCAUCUUCCUGGUUUUGUGGUUCGGCCAUAAGCUGUAUACUCGGACGUGGAGACAAUGGUGGCUCCCUGUGUCCGAGAUCGAUGUUACUACAGGGUUAGUCGAGAUCGAGGAGAAAUCAAGAGAAAUUGAGGAGAUGAGAUUACCCCCCACCGGUUUCAAAGACAAGUUCUUGGACGCCUUGUUGUAA
Messenger RNA from Saccharomyces cerevisiae S288C, 1884 nucleotides. RefSeq names its product proline permease PUT4 (gene PUT4). The record is from RefSeq and is marked reviewed. Gene Ontology annotation, cellular component: membrane. Lineage: Eukaryota; Fungi; Ascomycota; Saccharomycetes; Saccharomycetales; Saccharomycetaceae. Gene Ontology annotation, molecular function: transmembrane transporter activity. The transcript has a single exon. The coding region runs from base 1 to 1884 and encodes 627 amino acids. Gene Ontology annotation, biological process: amino acid transport; transmembrane transport; proline transmembrane transport.